This is a messenger RNA of Aspergillus tanneri, 663 nucleotides long. RefSeq names its product GNAT family N-acetyltransferase. Lineage: Eukaryota; Fungi; Ascomycota; Eurotiomycetes; Eurotiales; Aspergillaceae. The record is from RefSeq and is a predicted model, not a curated record. Gene Ontology annotation, molecular function: acyltransferase activity, transferring groups other than amino-acyl groups. The transcript has a single exon. Bases 1 to 663 code for a protein of 220 amino acids.
AUGAAAAUCGCCCUCUCCCCCAUCAAUCUUCACGAUCCAAUUCAGUUUAGUGAACUGCAAUCCCAGCGCCUCCAAUGCGGCUGGGACAACAGCCCCGCGCAUCUCCUCAAAUGGCGUGAAAUGGCCGACCAUGGCCGGAAGUCAUUUUUCUGGAUCACCAGCACUCUGUCGCAUGACCAUGACCACAAUCAUAAUCCUGAUCAGAAACAUGAACACAAAGAUCAAACAGAAAGACAAACCCUUAUAGGACAUAUAUCUCUCGAUUCCUACUCCGAUCUAGACGACCUCUCCCUCGCCAGCCCCGACCGCUCCGCCCUAACUGUCCAGACAUUCUUCAUCAAGCACGAGUACCAACGUCUUGGCAUCGGCAGCCAAGCCAUGGACCUGGUAGAAGAAAUGGCACGGGAAGAGCCCUACGGCAGUCCGCACUGCCAGUACGUGACCCUGUCGACGCUGAAUCGGCGACAUUGUUACGAGACCGGCCCCGUGUGGGAUGCCGCCAGGGAGAUCCUACCCCCGGGAUACUUGGAUUUCUGUCUUGCGGACUGGUACGAGAAAAGGGGAUAUGUGUGUUGGAAGUCGGUGUGGCGUGACCAUGAGCCGGAUUUUCAGGGGAGGGUGUUGCGUGUGUUGGUGGAUUUUAUGAGGAAGGGUUGUUUAUAA